UGCGGCGGCGGUGUUUAUUUCCUGAGAGCAAAAUGAAGAAGCAACACCAAAGUCAACUCUGAGCCGCACAAUGGAUCUUAUUUCUCCAAGCGACACCGACUUCUCUACAUUCGUUGACUCCAGGAUGUCCUGUGGUGCAAGUGCAUGUGAUUACAGUGACUUUAUGGACAAUAUCGGUGUUUUGCCAAAUAUUUACAAGGAAUAUAACGAAGCAGCUUGUGUCUCCGUCGAGAACCUGCCUCUGAAUUGUCGUUUGCACUCUCCUUGUGGUGAUACCUUUCGUCAGCACUCGUUUUGGAGAGCCAAGUGGACGAAGAGAUAAGGAAUCCCUAUGCCACGAAACUCCAAUUACAGACUAAGUAAAAUGGAAGUGUGGAUGUCCUCUUUGCCUGGGAGGAGGCCAGGAAGAAACUGGUUUCAACAGAACAGAAAGGCUCCUGCCAUGAACCCUCAGGUCACUCUGCAUAUGGAUGUGCACCCUCCAGUUCUUGACACCUCAAGGCCGAAACCACCUCUGCCCAAUAAGAAUAUGGCUCAGGGUGCAAGCAUGAGAAAGCCAAACCAGUGGUGGAAUUCCUUACGGAAUAUGUAUCAAUCCAUUUGGACUGGAUCAACUCCUGUAACCUGGGUCAACCCAGACAUGAUGAAUGAGCUUCCAUCAGUAACCUACAGUCAGCCUUAUAUCCCAGAAAGCCAGUUUCUAACUAUGGAACCAAAUAGAAAUGGAGAUACUGGUGGGUGUCUGUGGUAUGCUGCCCCUCCUGAAGGAUCACAGCUUGAGUUCAUGGACCCCUUACAUGUUUGGCAACAGAAAAUUCUCUUCCCAUGGGAAUCAGUAGCUCACCCACCGCCUUGUUUCCCAAAUCUCCCUAAUAAGAAAAGCAAACCAAGCCAGCCUCUCAAUCCAGAAGCGAAGGAGUGGAUUCCCAAAGAAAUGCGGGGGAAAAGUGACUUGAGCCCUUCCACUCGGGACUGUUUCUCAUCUGCUGAAGAUUCUUGUGGCAGACUGCCUUCAACUAAAACCUCUCUUGAUUCUAUUGUGUGUCAAGAAUUUUGUGAAAUAACAGAAAAUGAAAUUGCUGCUAUUCGUAAUGAUGGUGGAAGUGUUAAGGCUUGUUCAAUGUCUUCAGAAUCCCCCAAACAGCUGGUUGACCAAAUAAAUUUUACAGAAAAGUCUCAAUAUGGUAAGUCUGUGAUAAAAUCUGAUAGUAACACCAACCAGUCUUCAUCAGUAGAAAAAUAUACAUUCUGGAAGUACUCCGGUUAGUUAUGCUGUUGUGGCCAAGAAAGUUUUAAGCUCACCAGAACCACCAAGAGCAAAAUCUCCUAAUGAAAAGACAAAAUCUGCAGGAGUUGAUCAGCCACUUCCCAAAAUUUUCUUAAAAGAUAAGAAGUACCCAAAAGAAAAAGCAGCACCAUUAAUGGAAAAAAGUGUACAUACACUUCCAUUUAAAACUGCUAACAAAGUUCAGAAGAAAGAUAGCAGAAAAUUCUUAAAUGAGUUAAAAGCAUUGGCUCAUGCUGAAAGUAGUGAUUGUGGUUCUUUAGCCAGUGAAAGUAGUUUUGGUUCUCCAUGCAGUGAUAGUUUUCCUCAAAGAAUAUGCCAUGGAAACAUAUUGACUCCUUGUGGUUCACAGUCUUGGGAAAAGGUAAAGGAUAUGUGUGCUCCAGAAUCAAGAAGCCCAAGAACACAGCGCAGCAACAGUGAGUGCAGUUCUGGUAAUAGCCGAAUACGCAGUACUAGUGAGUCUAGUGUGACAAGUGUAGAUAGUAUCAACAUCGAGUUCGAAGAUGAAGUUGACAAAAAUAAUUCAAUGAAUAAUGUUUGUAUUAUUAGUGAAAAUUGCCAACCAAAGUGCAUUGACAAUACAAAGUUGUCAAACAGUGUUCUUGCCCAUAUCUUAGGUCUCAAUGACUGUAAAAGUGAAGAAUCUGAUGAAGAAUGGGAUGAUUCAGAUAGUGACUGGGAUGAAGUACAAAAUGAUAGCAAUGGUCUAGAUGAUAGUUGGGAAACAUUUGGUCUUGGACUUACUAUUCCAAUAACCUGUAAAGGGUCCUCUUCCAGCCUUAAUAGUGAAAGAAAGAACACUGACCAAGGAUCAAGCUUGAAUACAGAGAAAAACUGUGAUAUUUUGGAUGAAGAGGAGGAUGCGUUUAGCUGUAAUUUAGCUGAUGUGAAUAGACAUUGGAAUGAAGAAGUUGAGAAGAACAUUUCCACAAAGACCAAAAAACGUGUGUAUUUUGGAGCAGUAAAAGUGCAUCCUAUGGUCACUUGGGCACAUGCCUACCAGCAGGCUAGAAGAGGACCAUGGGAACAGUAUGCUCGAGAUGCAGCACGUUUCAGUCGUCACAUAGCAGAUUUAGAACCUGUCAUUUCAAGGGUGUUGCAAGAAGGACACCGACAGGAAGUCUACCAAAAGCUUUAUGGGGAUUCCUCUAGCUAACAGUACCUUUUAUCUAGUCCAACUUUAUUUAAUGAAGGCUUAGCAAAAGGAUGAAGUUGUUUUGUGUUUGUUAGGAUAAGCAUUAUAAAUUAGUUUUGUUUGAAAAUUUCCUUUGUAUAUAAUUGAACAGAGACUUUGUAUUAAUUUUUUUUCCAUAUUUUAUAGUUUAAAAAAGCAGGUGCUUUUAAAGAUGGCUUCAUAAGUUAGGAGUUAUUUUUGUCAACUAGUCCAGAUAAAGGGGUUUAUUCAUGCAAAACUAUUGAUUUCUAUGAUUAGUAUCUAUAAGAAGCUUGAUCAGAUUUUUUAAAUGGCAAGUGAUUUCCUCAUUAAAGUUGUGCAUGUGAACAUUAUUGAUGUACACAUGCAUGUAAAUAUUCUUUGUUUGAUGUAUUCUCUUGUAUUCACUUUCAUUUUCCAAUGAGGAUUUUGAAGGAGUAA
Penaeus vannamei (Pacific white shrimp) is the source of this 2882-nucleotide messenger RNA. The record is from RefSeq and is a predicted model, not a curated record. NCBI's taxonomy places the organism in Eukaryota, Metazoa, Arthropoda, Malacostraca, Decapoda, Penaeidae.